AUGGAAGGUUUUAUGGACAGUAGGGAUCAUCCCAUUAAGAAAUUUGUCACAGGGCAAAAAGGAAAAGUUUACAGUACCGGGUACUGCCAAGGAAAUGCACUGGUGAUAAAUACAGUUCAGGUGGUGAUCAUGAUAUAUGGUGGGGGUGGUCCUCCUGUUGUUGCAAGUGUCACAAGUUGUUUGGACUCCAAACUCAUCAUCGGGCCUACACCCAACUAA
Prunus armeniaca (apricot) is the source of this 219-nucleotide messenger RNA. The record is from the annotation of a GenBank genome assembly. Lineage: Eukaryota; Viridiplantae; Streptophyta; Magnoliopsida; Rosales; Rosaceae.